GGCCGUUAGGUUAGGUCAGGUAAGCGAAGUAAAUAAAGAUCCCUAUAUACUGCUUCGUAAUUUUUGAGAGAACUUUACUUAUUGAUUCGUGAUUGCAUGUCAUUUUUGCGGUAGAUUUUAGUUAAAAAUUUCACGUUUGUUGAGAAGGAGUGAACAGUUUUUAUUUCUAAAUUGAAAAUUUCUAGUUAAAAAGCUGUCAAAUUUCGAAGGAAAUAAACCAAACAAGGCCAACAUGCCGGAACCAGUUCACCAUCAAAUCAACACAGCAAGGAAGACCUUCCAAGCUCUCUACAAGAUAUCCAAGCUUCUUAAUACAAACUUAGAUCCAACAACGCUCAGUUACUGUGUAAGAUUGUGUGAAAAUGGAGUCAAUCCACAAGCCCUUGCAACAAUUGUGAAGGAGAUGCAGCGAGAAGCCAAGGCUUUGAACAAUACUUCAACAUAUACAAGUAAAAAAUGAUAAUUGUGUGAAAAUGUACAGUGAGUUUAAACUUAAGUUUUCUGUUAUAAGAACUGUUAAGUAUUAAGUAUUUUUGUAUUUAUAUAAUUUAAAUUAUGAAGUGAGCAGGAGGUAUGAAGCCAUGACAACAAUAAAUGCAUAAAAUUGUUUGGUUAUAGAAUUCUUUCGAUCUCUUUGGAUUUUUUAAAAAAAUAAAAAUAAUCUGUAUGUAGUGA
Molecule: messenger RNA, 675 nt
Organism: Nasonia vitripennis (jewel wasp)
Lineage: Eukaryota; Metazoa; Arthropoda; Insecta; Hymenoptera; Pteromalidae
Product: mitotic-spindle organizing protein 1
Exons: 2
Coding region: 233-460 (75 amino acids)
Biological process (GO): microtubule nucleation by interphase microtubule organizing center; gamma-tubulin complex localization; mitotic spindle assembly
Cellular component (GO): centrosome; gamma-tubulin ring complex; interphase microtubule organizing center
Source: RefSeq, a predicted model, not a curated record